This is a messenger RNA of Sinocyclocheilus grahami, 1507 nucleotides long. RefSeq names its product jumonji domain containing 6, arginine demethylase and lysine hydroxylase. Gene Ontology annotation, cellular component: cytoplasm; nucleus. Lineage: Eukaryota; Metazoa; Chordata; Actinopteri; Cypriniformes; Cyprinidae. Bases 1 to 744 code for a protein of 247 amino acids. The transcript has 4 exons. The record is from RefSeq and is a predicted model, not a curated record. Gene Ontology annotation, biological process: phagocytosis. Gene Ontology annotation, molecular function: P-TEFb complex binding; histone H4R3 demethylase activity.
AUGAUUGUAAGAAGCUUCAGAGAAAAUAAAAACAGCUUACCUGUCUUUGUCCAGGACAACGUGGAGCGAGUGGACACCCAGCGUCUCAGUCCAGAGGAGUUCAUUCAGCGUUUUGAGAAACCGUAUAAGCCCGUCGUUCUGCUGAACUGCCAAGACUCAUGGCCAGCCCGGGAAAAGUGGACCUUGGAGCGACUCAAGCGCAAAUACCGCAACCAGAAGUUCAAAUGCGGCGAGGACAAUGAUGGCUACUCUGUCAAGAUGAAAAUGAAGUACUACGUGGAGUAUUUGGAGUCAACCCAUGACGACAGCCCCCUCUACAUUUUUGAUAGCAGUUUCGGCGAGCAUGCUAAGCGCCGCAAGCUUUUGGAGGACUACCAGGUGCCAGUUUUCUUUAGGGACGACCUCUUUCAGUUUGCGGGGGAGAAGCGCCGUCCUCCGUACAGGGAGAAAAUAUUUUGUCACGUGUGUCUCAGGAUCCUGAAACAGGAGAGGCCUGAUAUUGCUGCUUUGGCAGAUAAAGUCGACCUGCAGGAAUCAACAGGCAUUGCCUCGGACAGCUCCAGUGACUCGUCCUCCUCUUCCUCCUCCAGCUCCUCCGACUCUGAUUCAGAGGCUGACUCGGGCUCUGAGGGCGACGCCAUGACCCAUCGCAGAAAGAAGAGGAGAACCUGUGGCAUGAUUGGGAACGGUGACAUUACAAGCCAGGACGACUGCGUGAGCAAAGAGCGCAGUUCGUCUCGGUGACAUCCCACUCAACAACAGAGGGGCUGCAGCCAUAAUCGUCUCCUAGACCAUGAAACGUCACGCUCUCUCUGUCUGUCGCCCUCAGGAGACUCCUGUCCAUUAGAUAAGAGGUUGCCUCUGCGUCACGUCUGGGCACAUGAUAACAAACUCUGUCCUAGUGCGCUUUUAGAGAUAAACAUGAACAAAAUAUCCAAAUAUGUGCUUGCUGGAGGAGCAUUGCAUGAACGAGUCAACAGCUGUGUGUGAGAAGAGAAGGGAAACCCUCCUUGUGUUGCCUUUGCUGAUGUCAGGCUCUGGACAGGAAGCUUGACGUCGUCUCCUGUCCCAGUGCCAAUGUCGUUAAUCUGCAUUUGAUUCAGAACAGAUGCCGUUUUUGUAUUUCACAGGGGUUAUGUGCAGAUUUGUGAGAGAUGUAUCAUGACCCAUCUAGGGUAAUAUGUCUGGCCUGAUGUGUAAUGCUGCCUUUAGCUCUUUGAUUCUAGAACAUUGAUUAUUUUAUUACUGAUUCUACUUUAUUUUUGAGCUGCACUUAAACAUGGGUUUCUUGUCUUUUGGUUAAACUAGCCCAUAGUACUUACAACUGUUAAACAGCAGUGAUUUCUGGUCCCUUUUCUCACUCUUCUACAUAAGAAUUUUGAUUUAAAAUGUCUCAAACUUUAAAUUAGAAGCCCUUUAUGGAGCGCCACACUACAUGUGAUUUUAUAUAUAUAUAAUUUGCGAAAACGGAUAACUAACUAAUUUUCAGAAAAUCAUGUUUUUUCAU